This is a messenger RNA of Rotaria socialis, 444 nucleotides long. NCBI's taxonomy places the organism in Eukaryota, Metazoa, Rotifera, Eurotatoria, Philodinida, Philodinidae. The record is from the annotation of a GenBank genome assembly.
AUGGCUAGCAAUUUUCAGUCGCGUACAGUCGUUCCACGCAGUUUCAAACUAUUGGAGGAACUUGAAGCGGCUCAAAAAGGUCAUCAUGAAGGAUCGGUAUCAUGGGGUCUCGAAGCAAACGAUGAUAUGUCACUAUCUCGGUGGGUGUGUAUGAUUAUUGGACCAUCACGAACGCCUUAUGAAGGUCGCAUUUAUACAUUAAAAAUUCAUUGUAGUGAUCGUUAUCCCGAAGAACCGCCAUGCGUUCGUUUUCAAACGCGUAUCAAUCUAACGGGUGUAGCAGCUAAUGGCUCUAUCGAUUCAAAAUAUAUUCCAGCUCUUCGUAAUUGGAAUCGAGAUUUAAGUAUUCAUCAAGUGUUAACCGAAAUUCGAUCUAGCAUGUCAUUGAAAGAGAAUGCAAAAUUAUCUCAACCAUCGGAAGGAGCAGUUUAUCCAUCUCAGUGA